Messenger RNA from Nerophis ophidion (straightnose pipefish), 7012 nucleotides. RefSeq names its product myosin VC (gene myo5c). The transcript has 40 exons. The coding region runs from base 125 to 5338 and encodes 1737 amino acids. Gene Ontology annotation, molecular function: actin filament binding; ATP binding; microfilament motor activity. The record is from RefSeq and is a predicted model, not a curated record. Lineage: Eukaryota; Metazoa; Chordata; Actinopteri; Syngnathiformes; Syngnathidae. Gene Ontology annotation, biological process: vesicle transport along actin filament; actin filament organization. Gene Ontology annotation, cellular component: myosin complex; vesicle; actin cytoskeleton.
CGAAGCGUUAAAGUUGUUAACUUGAAUGAUGAUUCCGCAGUAGAAAGAAGAACUCGUUGAGGAAAGUUGUCGGUAAUUUAGGAAGCACUGGAAUAAAAAAAGGACAUUUAAAUAAUGCCAAAACAUGGCGUUGGUUCAGCUAUACACACGGUACAACAGAGUGUGGAUUCCAGAUGAAGAACACGUGUGGAAAUCAGCAGAAAUUCUGAGAGAUUUUCACGACGGGGAUGAUCGUCUUCAACUGCUUCUUGAAGAUGGCACUGAGUACACCGUGGACUCGUCACCAACAAAACUACCUCCGCUUCGCAACCCAGAUAUCUUGGUGGGGGAGAACGAUCUCACUGCUCUUAGCUACCUCCAUGAACCUGCAGUUCUGCACAACCUCAGAGUGCGAUUCUUGGAGUUCAGAAUCAUCUAUACUUACUGUGGUAUCAUCCUGGUGGCUUUGAAUCCCUACCAGCAGCUUUCUAUCUACGGAGAUGCAAUCAUUCACGCAUACUCGGGCCAAAACCUGGGUGACAUGGACCCGCAUAUAUUUGCCGUUGCAGAGGAAGCCUACAAACAGAUGGCCAGAAACCAAAGGAACCAGUCCAUCAUUAUCAGUGGAGAAUCUGGAGCAGGCAAAACAGUGUCUGCUCGAUACGCAAUGAGAUACUUUGCUGUUGUAAGCAAAUCAGGCAGUAAGACCCAAGUUGAAGACAAAGUAUUGGCAUCCAAUCCCAUUACAGAGGCCAUUGGGAAUGCAAAGACAACCAGAAACGACAACAGCAGCCGUUUUGGAAAAUUCACCGAAAUCAGUUUUGACAGCAGGUACCGGAUCAUUGGGGCAAAUAUGAGGACGUACCUUUUGGAGAAAUCCAGAGUGGUUUUCCAGGCUUAUAAUGAGAGGAACUAUCACAUAUUUUACCAAAUGUGCGCCUGUGCAGACCUGCCACAAUUCAGGGCACUCCAGCUGAUGAGUGCCGUAGAGUUCCACUACACGGGCAUGGGCGGUGAUAUUUUUAUUGAAGGUGUAGAUGACAGGAAAAGCAUGGAGGAGACCCAGCGGACCUUCUCUUUGCUAGGACUGAAUGAGGACUUUCAAUCGGAUGUCUUCAAAGUGCUGGCAGCCAUUCUCCAUAUGGGAAAUGUGGAAAUAAAGAGCUUUGGUGAUGACAGAUCAUCUAUUUCUCCCAGCGACACACACCUCCUCAUCGUCUGUGACCUGUUGGGUGUGCGUGCAGACAAGUUGGUGCAAUGGCUGUGCAAUCGGAGACUUGUGCUUGUGGCGGAGAAGGUGGUAAAACCGUUGCACAAGGACCGUGCGGUGAAUUCCAGAGAUGCCCUCGCCAAGCGGAUCUAUGCUUAUUUGUUUGACUGCAUCAUCAACAGGAUUAACCGGGCACUGCAGGUGCCUGGGAAGCAGCAUGCUUUUAUAGGCGUUUUGGACAUCUAUGGCUUUGAGACGUUUGACAUCAACAGUUUUGAGCAGUUUUGCAUCAACUAUGCCAACGAGAAGCUGCAGCAGCAGUUUAACUUGCAUGUGUUUAAACUGGAGCAAGAGGAGUACAUGAAAGAAGACAUCCCAUGGACGUUAAUAGAUUUCUAUGACAACCAGCCAGCCAUUGACUUGAUUGAAGCUAAAAUGGGAAUCCUUGACUUGCUAAAUGAAGAAUGUUUGUUUCCUCAAGGCACAGAUCAAAGCUGGCUGCAGAAACUAUACAACUACCUUGGUAGCAAGCCCUUGUUUGAGAGGCCCAAGAUGUCGAAUGAAACCUUUGUGGUACAACACUUUGCAGACAAGGUGGAGUAUCACUGCAAAGGUUUUCUUGAGAAAAACAGAGAUGCUCUUUAUGAAGAACUAGUUGAAGUUAUGAGAGACAGUCAGUUUCCUUUCCUGGCCAAAUUCUUCCAAGAGGAGGAGCAAAAGGCUCUAAACAUUAGAGGAAUCAAAGUGAACGCAGCCAGGCCCGGAGUGAAACCAGCCAAUAAACAGCUCAGAACCUCCGUUGGUGAUAAGUUUUGCAGCUCUCUCUCCUUACUGAUGGCGACAUUGAAUGCCACAACCCCUCACUAUGUGCGGUGCAUCAAGCCAAAUGAUGAAAAGCUGCCCUUUGAAUAUGACUCCAGGAGGGUGGUCCAGCAGCUACGGGCCUGUGGAGUCCUCGAAACUAUUCGCAUCAGUGCUCAAAGUUACCCAUCCAGGUGGACCUACUCUGAGUUUUACAACCGUUACAAUGUCCUAAUGACCAAUCAGGAGGCGGGAUGCAAUGAUAAAAUGCAAACGUGCAAAAAUGUGCUGCAGAGGUUGAUUCAGGACACGAACCAGUACAAAUUUGGUCGCACAAAGAUCUUCCUUCGAGCUGGUCAGGUAGCAUUUUUAGAGAAGCUUCGUCUGGACCAACUACGAACGGCCUGCAUUACCAUCCAGAAACACGUGCGAGGAUGGAGCCAGAGAAAGAAGUACCUUCGCAUGAGGAAUGCAGCUAUCACGUUACAACAAUACAUCCGUGGCAAGAAGACGAUACGUAAAGCAGUGAGUGCAGCUAACCUGAAGCAGGCUUGGGCAGCCGUCUUGAUCCAGAGGUACUGGAGAGGCUUCCGCAUAUGGAAGGUCUAUGAAACGGUACGAUUGGCAACCAUCACCAUACAAGCUUUCACACGAGGUUGGCUGGCCCGUAAAUCCUAUGCUAAGAUGGUUGAAGAACGAAAGGCCUUGGUUCUGCAGAAGUACGCCAGAGCAUGGCUUGCUCGUCGGCGUUUUAAUGCCAUGCGUCGCCUGGUGCAUCAAGUACAGCUCUCCUUCAGGGUGCAGCAGCUCCGAAAGAAGAAUGAGGAGCAGAGUAAAGAGAACCGCGGGUUGGUGGAAAGACUGACAAGCUUGGCAACCUCCCACUCUCAAACCUUGGAUAGGCUUCAAUCUCUGGAGACACAGCUGAAAAAAUCAACCAACCAGAAGGCGUCUUUGGAAGCUAGAGAGAAGAAAAUUAAAGAAGAUGCUUCUCUGAAAUUGACUACGCUUCAAAGUGAAAUCGAUCGAGUAAUUAUUGAGAAGCAGAACAUGGAGAAAACAUUUCAAGCUUCCUCCAAAGAACUAAAAGAAAAAUAUGAUAAAGCAAAGCUGAAUCUGCUAGAGGAGAAAGAAAUUCAAAAAAGACUUAGCAAGAUCGCUGAGUUCAACCUUGACAUUCAGAAACAGGACCAUGAAAAAGAGCUGAGAAGCCUGAAAGAGGAGAUCAGGCGGCUAAAGGAAGAGCGAGUCAGUCUGCAAAUGAAGUUGGAUGAGGACGACCGGGUUGAAACUGACCUGCGUGAUCAGGUGAUCCAGCUCACCAAGCAUGUCAAGGUUAUCCCCGAACUACGCAGGGACUUGAGCAACUUGCAAAAUCAGAAGAAUACCGUAGACCGAAAGAUGAAGCAACAGUCUGAAGAAGCAAGAGCCAGUCUAAAUAAGAUUUCAAAACUACUUGCUGGAAGUAUUGUUGAAGAAGACGUGCUUUUGAGGCUAACAGCAAAUGCAUCUGAGAAGACUUAUGAAGCUGAAGACCUGCUAGCAGUCUUUGAUUGUCUAGAGAAAGCUACCAGAACACUGGAGAGCCACCGUAAGGAGCAGAAGGCAAUUUAUGAGACCCAAGUGGAGGGCUUCAAAAUGAGAGUGGACUACCUUCAAAAUGAAAACAACAGUUUGCAAAGUAUGUUCACUGAAAAAAGCAGUAUUGAUGAGAAUAUUCGCCAGGAGGUGUGCAGGCUGAGCAGCGAGAACUCUGUUAUACCUGAGCUGAAAGGGCAGAUUUCAGAGCUGCAAAGACAAACUAAAGAUUAUGAGGCUCUCAUAGAAAAGCAAAACAAAGAUCUAGCUGAAAACGCAGAGGAAAUCAAAAGCAUCCUUCAAAAGAAGAUCGAAGAAGAGAGUUCUAAGCGCAGACACUUUGAGGAGCAAGCUGAAGUGUUGGAGGAGGACAAUAAGGACCUUCAAGGCAAAAUAAAAGACCUCCAAGAGGACAGUGAUCACUUAAGCAGGCAGCUGCAGAUGGAGAGAGACGCCAAAAUCCGACUGAGAUUAGAAGUCACCGAGUUAUCUUCAGAUAAUAAAGAGUUUGAGGAACAGCUUGACCAGAAGGACAGGUUGAUAAAAAGAUUAGAGAAUCAAAUGAUAAGCUUCGAAACAACACAUAAAGAUAACAAAACCUCUUCGUCAGGAAGUCCUAAAGGUUAUCUUGGAAUGUUGGAGUGCAAGAAAGAGGAUCAAUCCAAGCUCAUUCAAAACCUCAUAUUAGACCUUAAGCCCAACGGUGUGGCGGUCAACAUGAUCCCUGUUCUCCCAGCCUACAUCCUCUUCAUGUGUGUCCGCCAUGCUGACUACAUGAACGAUGAAGAAAAACUCAUGUCUCUUAUGAAUGCCAUUAUAAGCAAUGUCAAAAGGUUUACCAUGACUCACCAGAACGACUUGGUAUCCUUGUCCUUCUGGCUGUGCAACAUGUAUCAGCUGCUUAACUGUCUCAAGCAGUACAGUGGUGAUGAGGAGUUUUGUAAACAAAGCUCUCCCCGUCAAGUAAAUAACUGCUUGCAGAACUUUGACUUGUCAGACCACCAGCAGGUUGUCAGCGACUUGGCCAUCUGCAUCUACCACCAGCUCAUUACCACUAUGGAAAAUGCUCUGGGAACUGCUAUUGUCCCUGCUAUGUUGGAGCACGAGAGUUUACAAGGGAUUUUCAGCACGAAGCCUCCAGGUUUCAGGAAUCAUUCCAACAAAAACAAUGAGACGGAGAUGUGCACCGUCUUCUUUAUAAUUGAACGGCUUUCACGCUUCUACGCUAUCAUGACCCACCACAGCAUGGAUGCAAACCUCAUUAAACAGGUUGUCAAGCAACUGCUCUUUUACAUUGGCGCGACCACCGUCAACCACCUGCUGCUCAGUAAAAAUAUGUGCUCCUGCAGUAGAGGAAUGCAAAUAAGAUGUAACAUCAGUUACCUGGAGGAGUGGCUGCAGGAGAAGGAACUGCUGAGUUCCAUUGACACUCUGAAGCCCUUGACACAGGCCGCCUGGCUGCUGCAGGUGAGCAAGACCACAGAUGACGACGCCAAGGCCAUCGUUGAGAAAUGCACUGAGCUCAACACAGUGCAGAUUGUCAAGAUUCUGAAUUCAUACACACCCAUCGAUGGUUAUGAAAAGAGGGUGGCGUCAUCGUUUGUCCGGAAAGUUCAGUCAUUGCGACAAUAUCAUGACGGGUCCGCUCAGCUGAUGAUGGAUGUACGGUAUCGUUUCCCAGUUACGUUUCCAUUCUACGUGUCUUCGCAGGCUUUGGAGCUGUUGAAGGUUCCCAACAGCCUUCACCUGGAAUUCUUAAACAUGAUCUGACCUUUUACUGCUCUUGUUAUGUGUGAUUUAUGGUCACAACAUGAAUAUGGAAACACUGAGUAUUUUUUAAAAAGUUAGUUCAAAUCCAGUCUUUGUACUGUACAAUUCACUUUUAAAAACCCCGUUUCCAUAUGAGUUGGGAAAUUGUGUUGGGUGUAAAUGUAAACGGAAUACAAUGAUUUGCAAAUCCUUUUCAACCCAUGUUCAAUUGAAUGCACUACAAAGACAAGAUAUUUGAUGUUCAAAUUCAUAAACUUUUUUUUUUUUGCAAAUAAUAAUUAACUUAGAAUUUCAUGGCUGCAACACGUGCCAAAGUAGUUGCGAAAGGACAUGUUCACCACUGUGUUACAUCACAUUUUCUUUUAACAACCCUCAAUAAACGUUUGGGAACUGAGGAAACUAAUUGUCGAAGCUUUGAAAGUGGAAUUCUUUCCUAUUCUUGCUUGAUGUACAGCUUAAGUUGUUCAACAGUCCAGGGUCUCCGCUGUCGUAUUUUACGCUUCGUAAUGCUCCACACAUUUUCGAUGGGAGACAUGUCUGGACUGCAGGCGAGCCAGGAAAGUACCCACACUCUUUUAGUACGAAGCCACACUGUUGUAACACGUGGUUUGGCAUUGUUUUGCUGAAAUAAGCAGGGGCGUCCAUGAUAACGUUGCUUGGAUGACAACAUAUGUUGCUCCAAAACCUGUAUGGACAAUCCGGAUGGUUAUCUUCCUCUUUGUUACGGAGGACACUACGUCCACAGUUUCCAAAUAUAAUUUGAAAUGUGGACUCGUCAGACCACGGAACACCUUUCCACUUUGCAUCACUCCAUCUUAGGUGAGCUCGGGCCCAGCGAAGCCGGCAGCGUUCCUGUGUGUUGUUGAUAAAUGGCUUUCGCUUUGCAUAGUAGACUUUUAACUUGCACUUACAGAUGUAGCGAUCAACUGUAGUUACUGAAAGUGGUUUUAUGAAGUGUUCCUGAGCCCAUGUGGUGAUAUCCUUUACACACUGAUGUCUGUUUUUGAUGUGGUACCGCCUGAGGGAUCAACGGUCUGUAAUAUCAUAGCUUACAUGCAGCAAAUUCUCCCGAUUCUCUGAACUUUUUGAUGAUUUUACGGACCGUAAAUGGUAAAAUCCCUAAAUUCCUUGCAAUAGCUCGUUGAGAAAUGUUGUUCCGAAACUGUUCGACAAUUUGCUUAUAAAUUGGUGACCCUCGCCCCAUCCUUGUUUGUGAAUUACUUAGCAUUUCAUGGAUGCCGCUUUUAUACCCAAUCAUGGCACCCACCUGUUCCCAAUUAGCCUGCACACCUGUGGGAGGUUCCAAAUAAGUGUUUGAUGAGCAUUCCUCAACUUUAUCAGUAUUUAUUGCCACCUUUCCCAGCUUCUUUGUCACGUGUUGCUGACAUUAAAUUCUAAAGUUAAUGAUUAUUUGCAAUGGGUUGAAAAUGAUUUGCAAAUCAUUGUAUUCCGUUUAUAUUUACAUCUAACACAAUUUCCCAACUCAUAUGGAAACGGGGUUUGUAGAUUAGUUUAAUAUGAUCAAAUUUAUUUUUUUAUUUAAUCUAGUGUUUUUAUCUGCAACUAUUUUAAAGGUUAGUCUUUCAUGUCUAGUUUUAACUUCUCCUGUAGAGAUUUCCAUGUUUAAAGCUCUUUAAGGUUCAGGUUGGGAAAUAAAAACAGCCUUAUAUUCAA